Messenger RNA from Alternaria burnsii, 864 nucleotides. RefSeq names its product alpha beta hydrolase fold protein. Lineage: Eukaryota; Fungi; Ascomycota; Dothideomycetes; Pleosporales; Pleosporaceae. Bases 1 to 864 code for a protein of 287 amino acids. The record is from RefSeq and is a predicted model, not a curated record. The transcript has 2 exons.
AUGAUCGCCCGAACCCUCUCGUCUUCAUACCUCACCACAGCUUCUGGCACGAAGACACAUUAUCUGCAAAGUGGUAACCCUUCUGGGUCGCUUCUGAUCUGCCUACAUGGGUUGGGAGGCUCAACCGAGACAUUCUUGCCACUUGUGUCCUCUUUGCCCCAGACCCACAGCGUCGUUCUCGUCGAUUUCCCUGGCUUCGGAAAGACGCCAUUGACAGAAUCCGCAAGACCACUUUCUAUAGAAGGCCAUGUCGCCGACUUGGGCGAUCUCGUCACAUAUUUACAAGGAAAUUCGAGCAACCCAGCUUCAUCCGGGGUCGUCAUCAUCGGACACUCCCUCGGUGCCAUUGUUGCUUUGCACUUUGCCGCAAGGUAUCCCCAAAUCGUUAGAGGCCUCACGCUCAUCGGUCCUGGUAGAGCAGCAGGUCAUAUACCCGCAGUCCGGCAACGUAUGCUCGACCUUGCGGCUGCGGUGAGGAAGGAAGGCAUCAACUAUGCGGCGGCUGCCGCAGCCAAGUCCAACUUUUACGAGGACACUCAGUUCCGAAAGGUGGACCCAGCUACUAGAGAAGCUGUACGAACUGACGUCAGCUCUUCGAAUCCUGAAGCUUAUGCGCAGACAUGUGAAGCUAUCGUGGCUACUAGUCACAUUGACCCAGAAUACAAAGAUAUUACCUGCCCUAUUGUCUUCGUGGCUGGAGACAAGGACAUGAUCAGCCCAGUGGAGCGAUCGAACGAUCUCAGUUCACUGGUGGGAGGAAGGAGCCGCGUAGUUGUUGUUCAAAGUGGACAUCAGCCGAUAUUGGAGGACCUUCCUGGCGUUGAGAGAGCGGUACAACAGCUGUUCGAAGCCAUGGCUGAAUAA